Molecule: messenger RNA, 1683 nt
Organism: Histoplasma capsulatum G186AR
Lineage: Eukaryota; Fungi; Ascomycota; Eurotiomycetes; Onygenales; Ajellomycetaceae
Exons: 2
Coding region: 1-1683 (560 amino acids)
Source: RefSeq, a predicted model, not a curated record
AUGGAGUCCCAAAAGGCCCCGAAUCAACCCAAGGCUCCGGGAUACCGGCGUGCGAAGCCUCUACCUUUCGAAUUAGCCCGACAUUGCAAUAUUUACUUCGAAGAAAAAUUGUACCAUCAAGCUCUCCAUCUUCUCCUAAGCCUGCUCUCGUCAAGUACUAUCACAUCUGGCCCUGCUUUCGUACCGACAACCCACCAACUUGCAGUCGCAGCAACUCUGGUUGUUCAUCCCUCCACCACCACUCUAGCAAAAUCGCGGGAGGCUGCAAACGCGUCGAACACCGCUUUGCAACUUUUACGCCUCACCAACAAAUUGGUGGGACCAUUGGCUGCACAAUUUGGUAUUGCAUUUUCUUUUACGCGCUUCUCCUCCACACGCCAUGGGGGUCCGCGUCGCAAAGAUGGUGAUGGUGAGGACACCAGCGGUACAAGCCCAGACUCGGACACGGCCCUUAUCAACAUGGAACUUGCACACCGUGGAUCUCUCUGGUUUCGAUCUGAAGAUUUCUGGUCUGCUGUUGGAUGGGCUUUCAAUUGUUCCGUUCUCUACCCCAAGCGGUGGUCUAGAUGGCGGGUCUGGUUGGAGCUGAUGUGUGAUGUGCUGGAAGAUGACUGGACUGAGAGAGAAAAUAGCUCAAAAAAUGGGGCGAAACUCUCACCUUCCAAUAAUAUUCUCCGCCAGAGUUUAAUUUUUAAAUAUAUCUCGGGCACCUCGGGAGUGUCUGGUCAGCAUCGAAGGAUCGUUCGAGCUAUCUUUGCAGAUGGGAGUCAGGUUUCGCUGAACGAGUUUAAGGAGGUGUUCCGCAACGAAUCAAAGGAUCCAGAAAAGGGCAAGGAUCAUUUGAAAAAACGUGAAGCUGAUGUGAACAUUGACGAGGAUAUAUAUGGAGACUACCUUGGAGGAGACGAGGAUGAAAUUGACGAAGAAAAUGACACUGCUUGUACAAGGAAAACCAGGCAACUUCGUCUAAAACGAUCAAAAACUACGGCUUCAGCUCCAAUGUCGGACUCAGUCGAAGAGCUCAAUAUGCAUCCGUCGUAUAAAGCCCCAGGAAUCACAUAUUCUAACCAAGGGACAACCUUAGGUGACCUGUCAUCCAUUGCUCUUCGACAGCGACUUAUGCAGAUCUUAUCCCGAGUUUCAGAUGCUCUGCCGGAAUAUUAUAUGGCAGUGGAGCAUUUGUAUCAGCUUUUCGUGGAAUUUGUCCGUCCAUUACCCCUCCCUACGUUUCAGCUCCUAGUAUCAUGCUCGAUGUUGUCGAAUUUUACAGAUGACAUGCGAAGCACGUUGUGCAGGAUGGCUCUCUCGCUUUUACUACACCGACCCUCUAAUUCAGAACAGGCGUACAUCAACCAAGCUAUCCUAGAGAAGUAUUAUCUUCCAUAUGCUGCUUACACGAACAACGCUAUCGAAAAUGCCAAAAUAUCUAUCCUCCUAGAGACCCUACUACUUCUACUGGCCUCUAAUGGCAUGCUACAGGCUCGGCAAUCUUUGAGAGAUGCAAUCGAAACGGGAAUUAUGGCUAGAGCUGAUAAAAUGCAGAGUGACGUCAAAAAAACCCAAGAUAAAAUGAAAUUGGAUGAAAUUGGUUGGGCUUGGCUGAUUGCAAGUGGCGAACGAAUGAACUACCUGGUGAACAACUUAUUAUCAUCGGUAAAGGAUGAGCAAACCGUCACUAAAUAA